Lathyrus oleraceus (garden pea) is the source of this 1260-nucleotide messenger RNA. RefSeq lists its product as uncharacterized. The coding region runs from base 1 to 1260 and encodes 419 amino acids. The record is from RefSeq and is a predicted model, not a curated record. Lineage: Eukaryota; Viridiplantae; Streptophyta; Magnoliopsida; Fabales; Fabaceae. The transcript is spliced from 4 exons.
AUGUAUCCCUCUCCUGUGGUUGAACAACAUAGUGGUAAGGAUGACGAUUCCUCCAGUUCUGAAAAGGACUUGGCUGCUGAAGGGUUGCGCUCUCUAGGGCAGACCAUGUAUGAAAAAGGGAAAUCUGUGGCUUCUAACACUACUAAUGCUUCCCACUCUGAGAAGCAUGAUGAUGCAAAUAUUGUGAUUGAUCUAGAGGAUGCUAGCUCUGAUGAUCAAGAGGAAAGCUUGAUUCACCACAUAAAUCCAAGUCUGGCUAAAAGCAUGAGGACUCGCAAAGGAAAAUCUGUGGCUGAACUUAUGUCAGCCAGAAAAGCCAAGAAGACUGCUGGUAUUGGUCCCUCCAAAUCAUGGAGCAAGAAAACUACUAAGUCUCCUGUUAAAGUUCCUGCUGUUCAUUUGGAUAACAUCUCCUUUCAUCUUGAGGAUGAAGCUGCUAAGUGGAAAUUUGUCAUUCAGAGAAAGGUAGCUGUGGAAAGGGAAUUGGGAAAAGAUGCUGCUGAUGUCAAGGAGGUCAUGGACCUGAUAAAAGCUGUUGGGCUUUUGAAGACUAUUGUUGGGUUCUCUCAAUGUUAUGAAGGUUUAGUUAAGGAAUUUAUUGUGAACAUUCCCGAGGAUAUUUAUGAUAAUAACAGCAAGGAGUUCUGUAAGGUGUAUGUGAGGGGCAUAAAAAAUGAGGGUGAAGAAGAAUUAGAAGUUACAAACAAUCAGGUCUGUAGGGAGAUUACAGUUAGGCAGGUGAAAGUUUGGCCUGUUAAAAAGCAUCUUCCUGUUGGGAAGUUGACUGAUGCAACUACUAAUGCAGUUAAGCUACCAAUUGCUUUUCCCUCUAUGAUAUGUGGAAUCAUCUUGAACCAAUAUCCUGGUAUUCUAUGCUCAAAUGAUUUACCUAGUAGAAGAAAACCAGCUCUGUCUGUGCACGACAAACUAUUUGAAGGCAGUCAUGUCGAGGAUAUUGUCAUGACAUCUGCCAUGAAAAGGCCAUCCUCAAAAGUUGGAGCAAUUGCUGAGCUUAAGGAGACAUGCAAAGAGGUAGGUGAAGGGAUAAGGGUAGCCACAACUAGAAAACAAUCUUUGGAAGCCUUGAUUGCAAGCUUGGAGCAUGCUGAGAAUGAAAAUGUUGAAUAUGCUAAUGUCAGCCAUGAAGAAGAAGCUGAAGCCCACACCUCUAGUGAGAGGUCUGCUAACAAUGAUGAUGCAAGUGGCAAUUCUGCUUCUGGUGCUGAUGAAGAGGCUGCAAACUCAAGCUCUACUGAGUAG